AAAAAUGUAUUUUUGUUGUUAUAGUAUAGACCUUGUAAUAUUGUCAUGUCUGAUGAAGAGGAACACAGCUUAGAUAGCUUUUUCGCAAAGAAAGAUAAAAGUAAAAAGCCCAAGAAAAAAAAGAAAGUCAAAUCUAGUGAAACCACAGAAACUCAGUCUGAAACACAAAUCAGAAAAUCCCAGGUUGAUGAUUGGGCGGAUUUUGAAGAAGAAAAAGAAAAAGAUUACUCCAGCUUAAAGAUACAAGACUUACAAAUAAUGGAGGAGAAUGCAAAAGAAGAAUUGGAAGAAGUGAAUUGUGAUGAUGAUGACGAAGACACAGAGAAAAAAACUGCUGAACAAACGAUAUGGAACGUGCAAACAACUGCUCCAUCAACACACCAUACAGAACCUGUGGAGCAAAUCACCACGCCCAACGUUGUGAGUGGUAAAUAUGUACCCCCUUCAUUAAAACGAUCCAAUAUGAUGGGGCAACCAGUAAAGAGAAGACCCGGUGUCCCACCGGAUAUUAAAAGUCAAAGUGCUUUCCCAACUUUGGGCGCAGCAAAUGAAGAUCUUGGAACUGGUAAAACACCUAGUGAUUUUGAAGUUGUGAAACGUGGUGUACGAUCAAAUGAUGCACGUUUAGACGAUACAAAACCGAAUUUGGAUCUUGGAAAUCGUUACGACGGUCUGCGUAGCUGAAACAUAUAUAACGCAACUCGGACAUGAUUUAGCUUCAGUGUAAACAAGGAAGGAAGUUUGAAGAUGUUCAAUCCGGUAGUUGGGGUAUGUCAAAUGAAUGGAUAAACAUUUCUGAGCGAUAAAGAAAUGAUUGAAUUAGUAAAAAAAAAAUCAGUUAUAUAUCUUUUUUAUUUAACUAAGUAGCUAUGUAAUGUUUAAUACAAUAUUUGGGUCAUUCUUAUUUUUUUUAAAAAAAUAGACUUAUUCUAGCGUUCAGAUUAUCUGGUACAACCUCAGAAGUUUUCGCGAGCCUAUUUUUUAUAACGCACUAUUAAUGAGAAUUGGAAUUCAUAAUGUCAAAUUGUUUGUUAUGAUUUCGUAAUGAUGAAGAAAUUCUGUUAAAUCUCUUGA
Molecule: messenger RNA, 1074 nt
Organism: Hydractinia symbiolongicarpus
Lineage: Eukaryota; Metazoa; Cnidaria; Hydrozoa; Anthoathecata; Hydractiniidae
Product: protein CDV3 homolog
Exons: 6
Coding region: 46-684 (212 amino acids)
Cellular component (GO): cytoplasm
Source: RefSeq, a predicted model, not a curated record